ACUGUGUCUGUGUUGUUCUUUGUAUUUAAUGUUGUGUUGACGUAUGCUGCGAUGAACUACCGCUUCAGGGCGCUUUUAACUUGACAGUUGCAAACAGAAUAUCUCCACUAUACAUGAUUUUCUAUGGUUGCAAAAUAACCUGAAAAAACAAUGCAGUUUGUUGACGUAAUAAUAUAUUUUACUGGCUCAACAUAAAGUAAUUGCAGUUUUUUUAACAAAAAAAAUGUAACAAAAGAAUUCGAAUUCGCUGCUGCUACGAGACAGUGACUACCAAAUUUCGUUGUUACAAUUUGCUUUUCAGCAGGGCAGAGUAAGUAGUAUAACAAAUCAUGCAGAUGUCAAAAGAAUUUGCCGUUGACCUCGGUGAAAAAUAUAAUAAAGUCCUUAAACUGCUUGAGGAUAGUAAAUUUGACCCACCUAAUGAACCAUAUGCAUCGAAGUGUGCAGCAAAAGAAAUUCUUAUUGACAUGAAAGCAAAGUUGGAAAAUACAUCAAAUAAUCAAUUCAGUUCUUCCAGUGAACUAUUAAAAAUAAAAGCAAUGCUGGGAUCAGUAUACUUGUACUUAGGUAUGACAUCAAUUGAAAUGGAAGAGUUAUCAGAAGGAGAAAAUUCCCUACAAAAUUGUCAUGACACAAUUAGAGAUUUUUUUAAUAAUCCACAGGUAGUAAUGAUUACACUCAAUAUGUAUAAUCAGUUUGGGAUUUUGUGGUCACAAAGAGAGCCUGAAAAAGCAAAAAAUUAUCUACACAAAGCUGAACAGCUUUAUCAUAAAUUUAAAAGUUCUGAUAAUGUGGCUGUUGAUAUUAGUACGCUAUUUUGUUCAAAUCUAGAGACCCAAAAUGAAGAAAAUGCAAAACAAAAUUUUGAGAAGAUACACACUUUCACACUAUAUUAUUUAGCUCAGAUAUAUGGAGUUUUGAAAGAUGCAUUAAAGAGUGCAAUAUAUUGUCACAUUACAUUACAGAGACAACUGGACUCUGGAGACUAUGAUCCUAUCGAUUGGGCGUUGAAUGCAGCUACUUUGUCACAAUUUUUUAUGGAGAAAAAUGGUUUCAAACAAGCAAGACAUCAUCUAGCAGCAAGCUCUUACAUAAUGGAUGAAUAUAAAGAAAAAUUAUUUUCAGUUUCUGAAAGAAAUGAAGAGUUUGAUGCCAAAGUGGAAGUUUUUAAGCACAGAUCAGCAGAUAUUGCUCGUUGUUGGGCAAAAUAUGGGUUAGUACUAUUAUCUAAAUCUAAAGAAAGAUUAUUGAAUCAUACAGAUGAUAUUAGUGAAAAUUGUUCACUCUCUGCAGACCUUAGCAAAAUGACCCUAAAUCCUGAUGCUAAUGUGUCAUUAGAAGAACUACAAAAUUUAGAAUUUACCUCACCUAAACUGGGCCAUUAUGAAAAACAAAUAACUGAUAAAUUCGUAUUAAUUAUGCAAGAUGCGAAGCUUGUAUUUUUAAACAUACAAGGAUGGUUGCAGAAGGCUGAAUCUUACUAUACACUAGAGACUUUAGCAUCUGACCACAUAGAAAUAGUUCAGGAUCAGAGUAAUAUGUAUUUUGGCUUAUUGUUCUUUGAAGAUAAUGUGGACAAUCAAGCAAAGUUGCAUAAACGGCGGAUUGAUCUUUUAGAAAAUGUUAUCCAACAAAUCAAUCCCAAAUAUUACCUUCAGUAUUGUCGACAAAUAUGGUUUGAAUUAGGUCAAAUAUACUCUGAUAUCCUUAAUAUCAAGUGUGAUAAAUUAAGAGAGAUUGAGGGUAGACCAUCACCGCAUAUGUUGGCAAAAAUUAACCACUUAACUGAGAAGAGUAUUUAUAGUUUUACAUGUUUUGUAGAAUCUUUUAAAUCAGAUCAAGAAGAGGAAUUUGUCACGCAAAUUCCUGCGGAUUUUGAAAAAGCAGUUAUGCAAGCCUAUUUUCACAUUGGUGCAUUAAAUAAUAAGUAUAUAACAUUAAAUAAAAAAACACAACUAGCUAAUAUUGAAAUGAGUUACAAAGCAUAUAAGAAAGUUGUUGAUUAUUGUAAAUUAAAUGAAAAGGUAAUUGAACAGAUGCCAAUGGAACACAACAUUUGCAAAGAGAUGGUUACAUUAUUACCAGUUAAAAUGGCAAAAUUGGCACAAGAGCUGCAUUAGUUUGUGUCAUUAUGUUAUUUGUACUAAUUACUAAUUCAUUGUUGUAAGUAAGCAAAUAACGUGUAAUACAUAAUACCAGCAUU
This is a messenger RNA of Zophobas morio, 2203 nucleotides long. RefSeq names its product KIF-binding protein. NCBI's taxonomy places the organism in Eukaryota, Metazoa, Arthropoda, Insecta, Coleoptera, Tenebrionidae. Gene Ontology annotation, molecular function: protein binding. The record is from RefSeq and is a predicted model, not a curated record. Gene Ontology annotation, biological process: neuron projection maintenance; central nervous system projection neuron axonogenesis; microtubule cytoskeleton organization. The transcript has 3 exons. Bases 330 to 2120 code for a protein of 596 amino acids.